Molecule: messenger RNA, 1826 nt
Organism: Melanotaenia boesemani (Boeseman's rainbowfish)
Lineage: Eukaryota; Metazoa; Chordata; Actinopteri; Atheriniformes; Melanotaeniidae
Product: coiled-coil domain-containing protein 127-like
Exons: 4
Coding region: 105-926 (273 amino acids)
Source: RefSeq, a predicted model, not a curated record
GAUCUAACCUCCGCCGGUAAAUGGACUGGUAAGGCGUAAUAAUCGGUCGAUGAAUGAGGGAACAAAUGCAUAAGUGACCUAGACAUUUCAUUCAAGCAGCCUCCAUGAACAACUUGAAUGACCCCCCUAGAUGGAACAUCCAACCAGACCCCAGAGGGAGAGGGGCGGCUGCUGGUGAUGGCAACCAAUGGAACUAUGCCCUGCUGGUUCCUAUGCUGGGACUGGCAGCAUUUCGUUGGAUCUGGACUAGAGAAUCUCAGAAGGAGAUCCAGAAAGUUAAAGCCCAGUAUGACAAGGAUGUAUCCACAAUAAAAAAUGAGAUGGAGGCACAUUACCGAGAGACACUGACCGAGAGGAGCAGGGUGGCAGCUACGCUAGAGUUGGAACUGGAGAAGGAGCAACAAAGGGUGAAAGGUUACAAGCAGGCUUUGAUUUCACAGACUCGCCAGCUUAUGGAAGAGCGAAAACGGCUAGAACAGGAGCGAGAAGCAAUAAAUAAAGAAAAGCAAAGGUUGGUGACAUCUGGUGCUGCAGGUGCUGCACUGCGUGAAGCCCUGGAGAGAGAGAACGAGUGGCACCAGCGUGCCACAUCCACCCUGAAGGCGCUCGAGGGGCAGCUCUUGGAGCGACAGAGCGCCUACUGCUCCCUCAUCCAACCUCGAGAACAGAGGCUGGAGAUGGAGAAGAACAUGCUGCUUAAGGUUGUCAAGGAUCCCAUUGGGGCUGAACUGGAUCUAGAGUCAGACCUGAAGGAUAUUUUUAAGAGAGAUAAGCACUGUGCAGACCUGUUAAACCUGGACCAAAGGAAGAAUGGAAGCCUUAUGUGGGUAUACCUCAAGUACUGGCAUCUGCAAAUCACAAUGCAGAAGCACAAAAGAGCUGAAGAAGCCAUAUUAACUGGGAAAACCCAGCAUCACAAGAAGUGACAAAAAGCAAAGAUUAGCUGGCUGACUUUGAAGGAUGUUGAUUGUAUUUGGAACAGGGAUGGAAAUACUUGUUUUUCUUCCACCUGUGUAAAUAUCUUCACUUGAUAGGGAUUGUUAAGCAAACACCUUAGAGUUCUCAACUAAAUGACCCUUCAUAUCUGUGACAGUCUCAUCCAUUAUCUCAGAAUUUAAGGAACCUACAAUAUUCAACAUCAGAGUCAUCAAGUGAGACUUGUCAGCUUUGAAUGAACUGCACAGCAACUUAAAAUGCACUAAAAUACAUCAGAUGUUAUUCAUAAAAGAUACAUAACUGAUGAUUUAUAAAACAGAAAAAUAUUUUCCUUUCUGCUUCUUAGAAAAAUGUUAAAAGGAAAACAUUCAACUUGCAUUCUCAGAGUGAACAAAUUAAAGUUAUUUUAAUUUUAAUUACUUUAUUUUGGUAUGAAUUUAGAGCUCCCUUCAAAUCAGUGCUUUGUGGAAAAGCACCAAGACGUGUCAGGAAAUUGCUAACAAAAAUAUAUAAAAAUGAAGUCCAAAUCAGAUUUUUGACAUUGUUGCAUCUGUCUUGGAAAAGACAGUAUUUUGGGGGAAUGUGUUGAACUAUAUGUUAAUGAACUUCAUGUCCAUGAAGCCCAUAAGGUUCCUCCAUCUAUGACCUCUUCAGUCAUAAUCGCAUCUAUUGACAUGUUUAAUACAGUAAAUUCUAUAGAUUUGUCUUUUUGUUUGGUUUGGUUCUUUUUUCGUGCUUGUUUUUACAUCACAGCUGUGGAGUGUUAUUCUGUCUUCAAUUACAGGUUUAUGUGGGAGCUUCAUAACAAUCUUUGGGCCAAAGCUUUAUCGGCUGUGCAUGUGUAUAUAAAAUAUUGCGUUAUCAGAUAAGUGGAAUAAAAAAUACUACAA